Messenger RNA from Rosa chinensis, 1011 nucleotides. RefSeq lists its product as uncharacterized. The coding region runs from base 1 to 1011 and encodes 336 amino acids. The transcript has 2 exons. The record is from RefSeq and is a predicted model, not a curated record. Lineage: Eukaryota; Viridiplantae; Streptophyta; Magnoliopsida; Rosales; Rosaceae.
AUGACGGCCAGGCUAGAGACCAAAUUGUCGCUCAGAGAGGGUGAGGAACCAGUGGACUUGGGAAACCUUAGGGUUCCGGGGAAGGAGUUUCUUGCUCAUCGCUUCCACUUGGUGGGGAAACUCAACACUUGUAGGGUGGUGGUUUUGGAUUCAUUCCGGAGUGUGGUGCGGUCAAUGUGGCGACUGACGGGGACCGUGGAGGUCCAACCACAGGGGGAUCGAUUUCUGUUCACAUUCACUCAUGAACGUGAAGUUGCGCGGGUGAAGAAGGGUGGCCCGUGGGGAUUUCAAAGUGCUAUGAUUCUGCUGAAUGAUUACGAUGGCUUUUCGGAGAUUGCUGAGGUAAAGCUUGAUUUUGUUUGGAUCUGGGUUGGGCUUCACGAUCUUCCAUCGGGUAUCUUGACGGAACCCAUUGUCCGGCUGGUGGGAGGGACGAUCAAAGGGGUUUUGGAGGUGGAUCGUUUGGCUCUUAGGCUUGGUGAUGCUCUGGUCCGGAUUACUCUGGCCAUCAAUGACUCGGUGCGUUUGGAUCAUAGAGUUCGGGUUUCGCCCACCGACGUCCUCACUUUGCAGUUUCAGUAUGAGCGGCUUUUGGGGCAGUGCAGGUUGUGUGCCUCCUUGAAUCAUGGAGGACAGAGGUGUCCGAGGGAGGAUGAGUCGGAGAGCGACACUGUGGUGGAGGAGGUGGUAGGGAUGCGCCAUCCUGGGAAGGAAGAGGAUGUGGAUGACGAUAAAAGAGCUAAACAUAGUUUAGCUCUGGUUCCAGCCACUCUGCAACCGAAAAACCUAGGUCUGGAAUUCUCCUUUGAAGGUUUGGUGGAGGUGAAUGUGACGUCGCCUCCCAAGGUUUACAAGAAGAAGGGCAGGCCUCGAGGAUAUAGAAACAAGGUUAAGUCGGCGGUGUCUGUGUGUGGUGGCUCCGGGUCUAUGGUAUCCGCUGAGGAUGGUCUUGGCAGUGUGCAUGGUAGGCUUGAGGGAGCAGCUGCUUUGCUUGCUUCCCGGGCAGAUUAG